AAAAGAUAUCCAGACCAGAUAAACCAUUAGUACCGAAGAACGAAGGGACGCACGGCUCAUCGCAGAUAAACCGCCGCGGAAGAUGGAUGAAGAACAGGUCAAAAUGCUCAGGAGAGCUUUCUCCAUGUUCGAUUCAACCAAGUCCGGUCGGAUUGAGAAAGAAAAAGUGAGAACUAUUCUCAAUACUCUGGGGCACACUUUCGACGAUCAUGACCUCGAGGUACUUCUCAAACAGGAGGACGAGGAAGGUAGCGGCAAAUUGAAUUUCGACUCGUUCUACCGGGUGGCGUGCCACUUCCAAGAAGAGGACGACGAGGCGUUGCAGAAGGAGCUCAAAGAAGCUUUCAGGCUGUAUGACAAGGAAGGGAACGGUUACAUUCCGACGAGCUCUCUGCGAGAGAUUCUCGCGGCUCUAGACGAUCAGAUAACGCCCGAUCAAAUGGACGGGAUGAUCGCUGAAAUUGAUACCGACGGCUCUGGCACUGUCGACUUUGACGAGUUCAUGGAAAUGAUGACUGGCGAUUAAACCGGGCCGCAUAUUCACCGUCUCACGUGAAAGGAAACGCCUGCAUUUUCCUGCUGCGAUAUAUUUCCGUCAAUCGUGGUUGGACGUCAAAUUGAAGUCGGAAUCCUCUAUCGAAAUUGAAACCUCGCGGAGAGAAAAUCGAAUGCACAUUUAUUCGCUUCAUAUCUGGAUAAGGGAUCAACGAGACUUCGAAAAACUUCAUUUCACUCACACUGUUUAAAAUUCAUUAAGUAUUCAAUUAAAUGAUACCUGUGAUGAUCAUACAA
Molecule: messenger RNA, 792 nt
Organism: Ceratina calcarata
Lineage: Eukaryota; Metazoa; Arthropoda; Insecta; Hymenoptera; Apidae
Gene: TpnCIIb
Product: troponin C type IIb
Exons: 5
Coding region: 83-526 (147 amino acids)
Cellular component (GO): myosin II complex
Molecular function (GO): calcium ion binding
Source: RefSeq, a predicted model, not a curated record